Messenger RNA from Dipodomys ordii (Ord's kangaroo rat), 3252 nucleotides. RefSeq names its product pre-mRNA processing factor 38B (gene Prpf38b). The coding region runs from base 1 to 2097 and encodes 698 amino acids. NCBI's taxonomy places the organism in Eukaryota, Metazoa, Chordata, Mammalia, Rodentia, Heteromyidae. The record is from RefSeq and is a predicted model, not a curated record. The transcript has 8 exons. Gene Ontology annotation, cellular component: precatalytic spliceosome.
AUGGGGAAACUCCUCAAAGCCGACACUGCAGCGACUCCGGCACGCAGAGAACGGCGCGGCACCGGGAAGAGGACGCGCCAGCCCGCUCGGGCGUCUCUGAUUGGCCGCCGGCGUAGCUUGGAUCGCUGGGGGUGUUACGUCACAUCCGCCGGGCCCGCCAUCUUGUUCCCAGGGGCAGUUGGCGGAAGAGAUCGCGCUCCGGGGUCGCCGGCUUUGCCUUCUUGCCCGGAGUACUCGCAGCCCCGCAUCUCGGGGUGGCGGGGCGUCUGCUGUCUAGCCCCGGGAUCCGUUCGUCGACUUCCCCCCGCCCCGCCCUCCCGUGCCUCGCUUGGCUGGGGCAUAGCCACAGCGCGGGCCCCAGCUCCUGGGGCGGCGAUCCAUGGAGUAGGGUCCCGGACCGUUGUCCCGACGAGCGAGCGCGACCGAGCGUGGCCCCCUCCCCCGCCCGCCCUCCCUCCCUCCCUCCUCCAGCCGCGACAUGGCCAACAACAGCCCGGCGCUGACGGGCAACUCGCAGCCGCAGCAGCACCAGGCGGCGGCGGCGGCGGCGGCGGCGGGGCCGCCAAGCCCGCGGUGUCGGACGAUGAACCUCAACCCCAUGAUCCUGACCAACAUCCUGUCGUCGCCCUACUUCAAAGUGCAGCUGUACGAGCUCAAGACCUACCACGAGGUGGUGGACGAGAUCUACUUCAAGGAUUGACUCAGUCUUGCAGCGAGGCUCGGAGCAGCCCAGGGUCGCAGGUAGAGGUCACACAUGUUGAGCCAUGGGAGAAAGGAAGCAGAAAAACAGCUGGCCAGACGGGGAUGUGCGGAGGGGUUCGAGGUGUUGGAACAGGAGGGAUUGUUUCUACAGCUUUUUGCCUGUUAUACAAAUUAUUUACUUUGAAGUUAACUCGAAAGCAAGUGAUGGGUCUUAUAACACAUACAGACUCUCCAUAUAUUAGAGCCCUUGGAUUUAUGUAUAUAAGGUAUACACAGCCCCCUACAGACCUGUGGGACUGGUUUGAGUCUUUCCUUGAUGAUGAAGAGGACCUAGAUGUGAAGGCUGGUGGAGGCUGUGUAAUGACCAUUGGAGAAAUGCUUCGGUCUUUUCUCACAAAACUGGAGUGGUUUUCUACUUUGUUUCCAAGAAUUCCUGUUCCAGUUCAGAAGAACAUUGAUCAACAGAUUAAAACUCGACCUAGGAAAAUCAAGAAAGAUGGAAAAGAAGGUGCUGAAGAAAUAGACAGACAUGUGGAACGCAGGCGUUCAAGAUCUCCAAGGAGGUCUCUGAGUCCACGGAGAUCCCCAAGAAGAUCAAGAAGCAGAAGUCAUCAUCGGGAGGGCCAUGGGUCUUCUAGUUUUGACAGAGAGUUAGAAAGAGAGAAGGAACGCCAGCGGCUAGAGCGGGAAGCCAAAGAAAGAGAAAAAGAAAGGCGAAGAUCCCGAAGUAUUGAUCGGGGGUUAGAUCGUAGGCAUAGCAGGAGUAGGGAAAGGCAUAGGAGCCGCAGUCGGAGUCGAGAUAGGAAAGGGGACAGAAGAGACAGGGAUCGGGAAAGAGAGAAAGAAAAUGAGAGAGGGAGGAGACGAGAUCGAGAGUAUGAUAAGGAAAGAGGUAUUGAUCGAGAAAAGGAGAGGGACCGGUCCAGAGAACGCUCCAAGGAACGGAGAAGUAGGGGGGAGGUAGAAGAGAAGAAACAUAAAGAAGACAAAGAUGAUAGGCGGCAUAGAGAGGACAAAAAAGAUUCCAAGAAAGAAAAAAAACACAGUAGAAGUAGAAGCAGAGAGAGGAAACACCGGAGUCGGAGUCGAAGUAGAAAUGCAGGGAAACGAAGCAGGAGCAGGAGCAAAGAGAGAUCAAGUAAGCACAAAAAUGAAAACAAAGAAAAAUCAAAUAAACGAAGUAGAAGUGGCAGUCAAGGAAGAACUGACAGUAUUGAGAAAAAAAAACAACAUAGUCCCAGCAAAGAGAAAUCUAGAAAGCGUAGCAGAAGCAAAGAACGUUCCCACAAACGAGAUCAUGAUAGUAAGGACCAGCCAGACAAGCGUCGGAGGAGCCAAAGUGUUGAACAAGAGAGCCAAGAAAAGCCACAGAAAAACAAAGAUGAGACUGUGUGAAGAUUUUUGUAUAAGUGGAUCACAUUGAAUCCUAUCAACAUUUGAUUAAAUCUGCUUUUUUUUCCCCUGAGUUGAAAUUGUGCAGUAGUUAAACUCUUCAAGCUCUCCAUAGGCUGCAUUUUCAUUUCUUCAUUUGGUGUAGGGAAGUGCCUUUGUAAUCCCAUUCAUUGCAUUGACAUUUUCACCCAGUUGAGUUGAUGAUACAUGAUGCACAGAAUGUUCUUGCAUUUUUAUUGUUUGGUUGUUGUUGUUUUUUUUAAGAUGUACAGUCUGUACAUAUGUCCUGAAAUGUUUUAAUUCCUUUAGGCAUGGUUGCCAUGUUGGUUAAAUUUGUAUAAGGCAAUAAACUGCCGCUACUUAUAUUUUUUUGUAGGUGUGGGAUUAUGGUUGUGUACUGAAGUUAGCAUGGCUGUGCUUUCAUAAUAGAAUGCUGAAGACUUUGGGAAUGGAUCUUGGAUGUCGUCUUCUAGGAGAGUUGUGUUUUCAGUGUACAUGAAGGCGACAAUUGUAGGCUUAACAAUUCUUGUCCACUGUAUAUUAUCUUGAAAGGCUCUUGUUAAUAUGUUGUACUUAAUAUUCUCCACAGUUAACUUUAGAGAGAAUUUAUAAGAAGUUAGUUUCUGAUGCAGAAGUUUAAAUUAGGCUGUGAUUGGAUCAAGUCCUUUUAGCAUUCUACCUCAAAGGGACAUUUAGUAUGCCUAAAACGUAUUCACUUAGUUAUCCUUUUUUAUUUGAAAACUACAUGUAACCUUUUUUUUUCCUUGAUUCUUUCUCAGAUUUUUAAAGUACUAUAUUAAAAAAAAUUAAUGUCUAAAGCCUAGCAUUCUUGGAGCAACCCUGUACUAAUAUGUAAUUGGGAGAGGGUGGGGCAGAUGAAUAGAGAAACAGAUUCAAGCCUCAAGCUUCCAAAGCAUUUUUAUAAGUGGAAAAUACUUAAAUUAUGAAACAGCUUGAUAUAGCAUCCUUUUUUAAAACUAAACUUUUUUUAUUGAUAAUGAAGAUUGCUGUUUUGUUUUUAAACAUAAUAUAGAACAAUAUUAAAAGUAAUGCUGUGCUGCAUUAUUUAAGACUAUCAGCAAAUUGAUAGAUUGUUCUUAUGACCUGUAUUCUGAGAACUAUCAUGAGUGUGGAAUAAAUACUGGAUUAAAUCCUUUA